AUGCCAAAAAUCUGGCUAUGCGUUGACAGCACCUCGGUGAUCUGGUGCAUUCGAGAGACCGCCCCCACCUCAUCACAAUGGGCCUUUCUGAACUGUCAGCAGGCAAUAGAUACCCAUGGAGUCGGCGUCCGCUGGGCGCCAGGCCACAUUAGUAUUGAAGGCGACGAAGCGUCGGAUCGGCUCGUGGCAGCCGGCGCGGACAUGGAACUGGACGGGCCUGAAGCGCUACCAACGGUCAGUGGCAUUGGGUCGCUUUUCCGCGACAUGAAGAAGGCGCAACAGCAAGAGUGGUGGAUGGCCAGCGUGGGGAAGCUCUCAGUAGCGCUUCAAGCCCGUCCAGUUCCAUGUGCCGGCUGCCGCGAGCCGGUCCGACGCUUCGUUGCCUUCGAUACUCAUGUGGCCUGGCGCCCAGCGGACGCCGACUCCACGGGUAUCUAUUGCCUCCUGACAGUUCAGAAAGGCCCAUUGUGA
Molecule: messenger RNA, 471 nt
Organism: Penicillium bovifimosum
Lineage: Eukaryota; Fungi; Ascomycota; Eurotiomycetes; Eurotiales; Aspergillaceae
Product: RNA-directed DNA polymerase from transposon X-element
Exons: 1
Coding region: 1-471 (156 amino acids)
Molecular function (GO): nucleic acid binding
Source: RefSeq, a predicted model, not a curated record